Messenger RNA from Aphidius gifuensis, 2316 nucleotides. Its product is annotated as dynamin-like. The coding region runs from base 169 to 2316 and encodes 715 amino acids. NCBI's taxonomy places the organism in Eukaryota, Metazoa, Arthropoda, Insecta, Hymenoptera, Braconidae. Gene Ontology annotation, molecular function: GTPase activity; microtubule binding; GTP binding. The record is from RefSeq and is a predicted model, not a curated record. Gene Ontology annotation, cellular component: microtubule; membrane; cytoplasm. The transcript has 14 exons.
UUUUUAAUACUUUUUCAGUUUAUUGACAGGUUAAUAUCAUACUUGAACAUAUUUUACAUCAACGUGAAUAAUUAUUUUGCCUGAUGUUAAAGAUAAAUAAAAGGCAGGAUGUAUCAAAUUUAUUUUUGUGGUUUGACACAACAGCUGAUUAGAUUGUAGAAUUAAUUGAUGUGGCCAUCACAUUGGGGGAGAAGGAGAAAAACGGUUGGAAAUCUGGAAAGAUCCAUGCUCCUGACGUCACCCGAAACGAGAAACGGGGCACAAAAGACAAAAGCACACAGCACUCAGAGCACUCAGCACCGCUACCCCAGUACCCCACCACAGUUCAUUUGGUUUCAGUCCUCUGCGGUGCAACAUCUUAAUUGUUCAGUGUAUAUUGAUAACAAAAAAAAAAAAAGAAAAACAAUAAUGGCAAAUAACGAGAGUAUGGAAAAGUUGAUUCCAUUCAUGAAUCAAAUACAAGAUAUAUUUACUAAACAUGCGGUUUCAGUUAAAUUUGAUUUGCCACAAAUUGUGGUUAUUGGUGGCCAAAGUGCUGGAAAAAGUUCAGUGUUGGAAAACUUUGUUGGAAAAGAUUUUCUGCCAAGAGGCAAUGGCAUUGUGACACGCAGGCCACUGAUUUUACAAUUAAUCACCAACAAAUACAGUGAUGAAGAAUAUGCAGAGUUUGAACAUACUAAAACUAAAAAAUUUCGUAUUAAUGAAGUUUGUAAAGAAAUUGAGAAUGAAACAGACAAAUCAACAGUUGGUGACAAAGGAAUAAAUCCUAAACCAAUAACAUUGAAGAUUUAUUCACCAACUGUUUUAAAUUUGACAUUAGUUGAUUUGCCUGGUUUAACAAAAGUACCAGUUCAUGGACAACCAGCUGAUAUUGCUGUUCAAAUAAGAAAAAUGGUUUUUGAGUAUAUAAAUAAAGAAAAUGCUCUUAUAUUAGCAGUAACACCUGCUAAUAUUGAUCUUGCAACUAGUGAUGCACUUGAGCUUACAAAAAUAGUUGAUCCUAAUGGUAUCAGAACAAUUGGAGUCAUUACAAAGCUGGACAUGAUGGGUGAAGGUACUGAUGCCAGAGCUGUGUUAGAAAACAAAUUGUAUCCAUUGAGUCGAGGCUACGUUGGUGUCAUUAAUCGUAAUCAGAGUGAUAUUGACAAAAAAAAAAGUAUUGCUGAUGCAAUUGAGUCGGAGAAAAAAUUUUUCAACACUCAUCCAGCAUAUAAAUUUUUUUCUGACAGACUUGGGAUUCAUUGUCUUCAACGAAUACUCAAUGAACAAUUGACUAAUCACAUACGUGACACAUUACCAGCAUUACGAAAUGAGUUGGAUGCUGAAUUAUCAAAUAUUAUAAAAUAUUUAGGAGAAAAUGAUUAUCAACUUGACGAUUCAGCAUCAAAAAUAGAAUCUUUAUCUGGAAUGCAUAGAGUUGUUCUUGACUUGUUCAAUAACGAAAUUGGAUUUUAUGAAUCUGAUAAAGUUAGUAAUACUCCGAAUGGUGGGUCCAAAAUCAAUCAAUUGAUGCAUAAAUUUCUUCCAAUUAGUAUUGCCAAUGCAACACUUGCUGAUGGUGAUUUGAGAAAAGAAAUUAUGGAAACCAUUCAAAAUGUUCGAGGUGCAAGAAAAGGUAUUUUCCUGCCAGAUAAGGCAUUUGAAAAUGUUGCAAAAGCACAAAUUAGUAAAUUAAAAGAACCGAGUAUCAAAUGUGUCAGUCUUGUUGUCAAACAACUCACUAAUAUCUUGCUUGAUUGCACUAAGCAUAUGUCUGCAUAUCCAAAAUUACGAGCAGAGACUGAAAAUAUUUUAAUUUCACAUCUUAAAGAUUGUGAAAAAAAAUGCAAAGAAAAUCUUGAUACUUCGAUUAAAAUACAACUCAGUUACUUAAACACUGAAAAUUCAGAUUUCGUCAAUUUCAAAAAGGCUGAAGAAACUGUUGUUAAUCAAAAUAAACCACCUCUUAUCCAGGGAGUAUCGAGAGCAAAUGGAGCUUCUCCAGCUAAUAAUUCUCCAGCAUUAAUGGAAAUAGUGCCUGAAAUGCAAGAACCUGAAAAAUUUUACAUCAUGAUUGAUUCAUUUUUAAAACCCCUUACAAAUAAAAUCAAUGAUCUUGUUCCAAAAACCAUUAUGUAUGUUAUAAUCGAAAAUAUUAAAAAGUUUGUCAAAAAUGACUUGUUGGUAAAAUUACUGGACAGCAAUGAUAAAUCUCCCUUGACGGAAUUAUCAAAACAAGAAAAAGACAAGCGUGAUGGAUUUCUUUAUAUGCGUGAAGCAUUAGAAGAAGCAUUGGUUAAAAUUGAUUCAAUGUCAUCAAUGAAUUUAGUCGAGUAA